This is a messenger RNA of Nerophis ophidion (straightnose pipefish), 2368 nucleotides long. RefSeq names its product dual specificity protein phosphatase 19-like. Bases 219 to 839 code for a protein of 206 amino acids. Lineage: Eukaryota; Metazoa; Chordata; Actinopteri; Syngnathiformes; Syngnathidae. Gene Ontology annotation, biological process: protein dephosphorylation; regulation of MAP kinase activity. Gene Ontology annotation, cellular component: cytoplasm. The transcript is spliced from 6 exons. Gene Ontology annotation, molecular function: JUN kinase phosphatase activity. The record is from RefSeq and is a predicted model, not a curated record.
AAGGUAUCUGGUUGUGACGUAGCUUCCGGUUCCGAACGACAUUGACGUCACGUAAUGGUUGCCGGUUGUGAGUCCGACGCCGGAGUUUAUGUUUGUCGCUGGAAGAACAACAUACUUGAAUUGAGGACAUAAAUGCGGACCAAUAUAAACACCGCAGUCAGUCUGAGAAGGGGAAGUGUAAGACUUUGACUCAUAACUUCUCUUUUAGUCCCGCCGUGAUGCAUUCACUGUCUCAGGAGAUCCAAGGUUUCUCCAAAAGCCGCCUGAGGAAACAGUGCACACAUGUUACCACGGUAACAGGCAGGAAGAUGCUGGAGAGAAGGAGCGAUGGAGGACAGGUGGAGGAGCUGGAAGAGGGAAGUGGCUGUGGGUUUGUGCAAGACCUGAAUCUAGACCUUCAACUUGGUCUUGUCCGACCAUUCUUACUGCUGGGCUCUCAGGACGCGGCCCAGGACAUGGACCUGCUGCAGAAGUAUAAGGUGUCACAUGUUCUAAAUGUGGCGUAUGGCGUGGCCAACUUGUUCCCAGAUCAGUUGGUCUACAAGACGCUUCAGAUCCUGGACCUCCCAGACACAAACAUCACAUCUUAUCUCAGCCAGUGUAGCGUUUUUAUCCAUCAAGCCCGGGAAAAGCGCGGCGUGGUGUUGGUCCAUUGCAACGCCGGCGUGUCUCGAUCCUGCUCCAUCGUGAUUGGCUACUUGAUGUUGACGGAGGGGCUCCCAUUUGAUGAAGCGUAUCGUCAGGUGAAGCUGGCGAGGCCUUCGUGCCGACCCAACCCGGGCUUCUACCAGCAACUGCAGAGCUACACACCCGAGGAGCAAUCAGUCAAACUUUAUUGAUAUUCAAGUCAGUUAACUCAUAUUAUGAUUUCCAUAUGAAUGUUCAUAUUCAUCUCGGAGAAAGCAAACCAAGUUUAAUUCCAUCCAUCCAUUUUCAACGGCUUAUUCCCUUUUGGGGUUGCGGGGGGUGCUGGCGCCUAUCUCAGCUACAAUCGAGCGGAAGGCAGGUUACACUCUGGACAAGUCGCCACCUCAUCACAGGGCCAACACAGAUAGACAACAUUCACACACUAGGGACCAUUUAGUGUUGCCAAUCAACCUAUCCCCAGGUGCAUGUCUUUGGAGGUGGGAGGGGCCUAUCCCCAGGUGCAUGUCUUUGGAGGUGGGAGGGGCCUAUCCCCAGCUGCAUGUCUUUGGAGGUGGGAGGGGCCUAUCCCCAGCUGCAUGUCUUUGGAGGUGGGAGGGGCCUAUCCCCAGGUGCAUGUCUUUGGAGGUGGGAGGGGCCUAUCCCCAGGUGCAUGUCUUUGGAGGUGGGAGGGGCCUAUCCCCAGGUGCAUGUCUUUGGAGGUGGGAGGGGCCUAUCCCCAGGUGCAUGUCUUUGGAGGUGGGAGGGGCCUAUCCCCAGGUGCAUGUCUUUGGAGGUGGGAGGGGCCUAUCCCCAGGUGCAUGUCUUUGGAGGUGGGAGGGGCCUAUCCCCAGGUGCAUGUCUUUGGAGGUGGGAGGGGCCUAUCCCCAGGUGCAUGUCUUUGGAGGUGGGAGGGGCCUAUCCCCAGGUGCAUGUCUUUGGAGGUGGGAGGGGCCUAUCCCCAGGUGCAUGUCUUUGGAGGUGGGAGGGGCCUAUCCCCAGGUGCAUGCCUUUGGAGGUGGGAGGGGCCUAUCCCCAGGGGCAUGUCUUUGGAGGUGGGAGGGGUCUAUCCCCAGGUGCAUGUCUUUGGAGGUGGGAGGGGCCUAUCCCCAGGUGCAUGUCUUUGGAGGUGGGAGGAUGGUAUUUCAGUUUGAUAUUCGCAGGUGGAUUGAAUCACUUCUCAGAGGAAAGAGGCCCUAAUUGGGACUUUGGAAUUCAAAAGUGAUAGCCUUAUCCUUGAGAAGGGACUACAUGUUCAGCGUGAUGCCAACAUAUAAGUUAUGGCAAAAAGCAGUUGUUUUCCAGACACCACAUCACAGCUGACUCUUCUCACCCUGGACACAAACCAUUCUCCUCUCAGGCAGGAGACUACGGUCCAUCCAGACCCCCACCUCUUGCCACCUGAACAGUUUUUUCCCCUUCGGGAAUCAGGCACAUGAACAAUAAGAAGAUCUGAUAGCUCAGUUACAGCUCAUGUUAUUCUAUUCUGUGUUGUAUGUGUUCCAUGUUGCACCAUUGAGCCAAGUAAAAUUCCUAGUUUGUGAACCCCGUUCUCAAAUAUUGGCAAUGAAAACUUUCCUGAAACUCUACACACGAACAUCUCCUUUUAUGGUCGGGUUGUGCUCUCCCUACUUAGUACACACACACACACACACACACACACACACACACACACACACACACACACACACACACACACACACACACACACACACACACACACACACACACACACACACACACA